GUGCUGUCUUUUUUUUUCUUAACCACACACUCACACUAUCUGCGUGCCCAAUACUGUGUGCAUCUUAAAUUUUGGCUGUGUUGCUGGGGACUUACUGACGUAGCAAACAGUAGACACAUGCAUGAGGGCAGAGCUUCCUCUUCCCCUCAUCACAGUACCUAAGAAACCAAGAGUUGACUCUGACAACAGCCCACACCAAACUUCGUCACCUCACGCAACUACACUUUCAAACAGAAACCACAUCAUUGGCGGGUUAUUGCUGACUUCACAAGCACACACGGACAGGUUUUUCUCUCUGCUGCUAAAGUGCGGUGAGAAGGUUUGCUGCUGACCCCAUUUGCUACGGUACAGCUCGAGGAGGAGAGUGUGUUUGUGCGUCAGCCUGCUGUUUACAGAGGAGUGUGAAGCUGCUGGAGCAUGCAACCACUGGUGCUCACUCCUGGCUCUGACCUCUCCCCUCCAUGCUGAUCAUAUAGGGAGAAGCACAAGGUGUUCAGGGUGUCUGAGUAAAAAGAUGAAGGAUUGACCAAAAGGAAAGUUGAAUUAUGUCUAUUUGAGAGCGAGAGGAUGACUGUGAAUACGUCUGGAUGGUCUGGGGAGUCCCUGGCCAACUCCUCCUCAGGAUGUGACUACAAUAUGACCGGCUGGAACCAGUGCAUGGAUAAGAUGUACACCUACUUCUACCUGCUGCUCUUCAUCCCCGGGCUGCUGCUCAAUACCAUCGCUCUCUGGGUCCUCUGCAGACAUAUUAGUAAGAAGACCAAGGCGGUGAUCUACAUGAUAAACCUGGCGUUAGCAGACCUGGCCCACAUCCUCUCUCUGCCCCUCAGGAUUUAUUAUUACUUCACACAUGAGUGGCCCUUUGGACAAGGCAUCUGCUUGUUCUGCUUCUACCUCAAAUACCUCAACAUGUACGCCGCUAUAGUGUUCCUGGUGUGUAUCAGCGUGCAGAGGUGUGUCUUCAUGCUCGAUCCGUUUGCUGCUCGCCGGUGGAGGCGACGCUAUGACCUGUUGAUCAGCAUUAUAGUGUGGGUGGUGGUGGGUCUGGGCUGCUCGCCUUUCAUUCUGAUGCGCAGCAGCAGUAGCAGUGGCACCAUCACUGCCACUAAGACAGUCUAUAACAUGUCCUAUUCUCUGGAUGCCACUUCUACACAACACCCCUCAGGUUACACCAAGCUUUACGCGAGUACAAGCCCCAGCAGUUUGGAGCUAGUCUCCAGACAAGGCUGUUUUAAGGACUUGCCCAUGCGUCCUCUGCCCCUCUCUCUGUCGGUCACCAUGAUGGCUUUUGCUGAGCUGUUUGGUUUCUUGAUUCCUUUGGCCUGCAUCAGUUACAGCUCCAUCCGCAUCACCCAGUCCCUCAACCAAAGACCGACCCAGGAUCAGCAAAACUCGUCCGCACUCAACGCCUCAGGACGCAGCCGACUCCAGUCAGUCACCUCCAACUCUCAGACAGAUAAAUAUCAUGAGAAGCAGAUGAACGGUGAGAAGCGGCGCGCUCUACGGUUGGUGCUGAGCUGCUUUGCCCUCUUCUUGUUCUGCUUUGCCCCCUACCACCUCAGCUUCCUGCUCUACCUGAUGGUAUCGCAGAAUAUAGUGUCCCACUGUGCGACGCAGCUGGCUGUGCGUCAGUUUCACCCGGUGUCCCUGUGCCUGGCGAGCCUAAGCUGCUGCCUCAACCCUGUGCUUUAUUACUUUCUAACAGCCGAGUUCAGAUUGCACCUCACCAGGCGCACUUCCUCCUUCACCACUUCACUCCUCUCCUCCCCUAUCAGCUCCCCGACCCAGCGUCCUGCGCAGCACAGACUGACGAGCAUGGAAAGUAGCUGCUCAGACAGGGAGUAGCAUUAUUCAGAUUAGUUUUUUUCCACAAGGAAUGACACAGCUAAACAUGAUGAAACAGAUGCAUCUCCAUAAUGCAUUCUGUUGAACUUGAAAACAGACAUGAUCCAAGUUGGACAAAGAGAUGAUUUCACAUGUCGCAGCUGUCUGAAUACAAACUGACCCAAAUGUGAAGAACCUCCCGGAGGACAUCAUUUUAGAUUUGACACUGUGGGCCUCCCCUCAGACAAAGCUUGGAAAAAGGCGGCCCCUCACCCCCCCUUAGUUUACUUGCUUAGUUUCGCUCAAUUCCUGGAUGCCUCAUGGGAUCAUGAUUAUGUUAUUUGAUCCCAUAGACACUCAACGAUUGAGCCAAGAUAGCUUAAUAUUGCUGUUUGACAUAACUUCAUACUACAGCAAAUACAUAAAAAAGGUCUGCCCCAAGGCAUUUAUUAGUUUCUGACUCUGGGAAAGUGGGAAUAUAAAUAUAAAUAAUAUAAAUAUAAAAAAUAGUAAAAUUCCCCAAAACUACUGUAUCUCUGAACUAUCUUUUUAACCAAAUCACACACAUUUAGGCUAUUCUAUUCUGAGCCUCCCCUGAAACUGUUUUGAGCCGCCCUGACUUUCAAAACCCCUGACUUUAGAGCAAACAAAUCUUCAAUCAGCCGCUGAAAUGAUGUACAUCUGUGUUUCAUGAUGAGUGUGCACAUAACAUCUAUGUGAAAAUCAUCGUAGUUAUACAUAAUAUACGUAACCUAUAGCUUGUUGUUUAUCUUUAGUAAAAAUGCAACAACUGAAAAUAAGCUAUAUCGUAAAUGUCAAAGCUGUAUGUAAAUGCAUGUGAAUGUACUGUAAAUAAAAGCAAGUCUGUGCUUUAUGUCUUA
This is a messenger RNA of Siniperca chuatsi (mandarin fish), 2705 nucleotides long. RefSeq names its product P2Y receptor family member 10 (gene p2ry10). Gene Ontology annotation, molecular function: G protein-coupled receptor activity. The transcript is spliced from 4 exons. Bases 568 to 1845 code for a protein of 425 amino acids. Gene Ontology annotation, biological process: positive regulation of Rho protein signal transduction; phospholipase C-activating G protein-coupled receptor signaling pathway. Lineage: Eukaryota; Metazoa; Chordata; Actinopteri; Centrarchiformes; Sinipercidae. Gene Ontology annotation, cellular component: membrane. The record is from RefSeq and is a predicted model, not a curated record.